AUGCACUUCGUCCUCGCGAUCUUCAACACAACUGAAGUCGAUCCGCGAAACUUUGAUCUCCGGGAGCUCCUCUCGGACGACGAAGAAGGCAACUCAUCGGACUCGGCACGCAAGUUCAGGGAGAAUUCUAUUCACAUUGUGACGGCAUUCAGAUUCUCGACAGCUACACGCACUGCCACGUUCUGGAUGCGCCAAGAUGUACUUGAUGAGUUUACGAGCACAGAUUCUUGGCAAGUUUGCAUCUGCCGUACGGACAGCUGGGAAGAAGUCAGUAGUCGGCUGUCUGCAUGUGAGAGCAUGAGCCGUAUAGGCACCUGGGAGCGCGAGUAG
This is a messenger RNA of Colletotrichum aenigma, 330 nucleotides long. RefSeq lists its product as uncharacterized. The record is from RefSeq and is a predicted model, not a curated record. Lineage: Eukaryota; Fungi; Ascomycota; Sordariomycetes; Glomerellales; Glomerellaceae. The transcript has a single exon. The coding region runs from base 1 to 330 and encodes 109 amino acids.